GGAAACCUCAGCUGUGGCCGGGCCCACGAGUGCCGUCUUCACAUUGUAACCUGCCGACGUCAAGCAUGGGCAAAGGGUGUGGCGGUGAGAGCGGUAGCAAGCGAAAGAAGAAGGAGAAAGACUUGGAUGAGCUGAAGAAGGAGGUGGACUUGGAUGACCACAAAAUAUCCGGGGAUGAGCUGGGACAACGGUAUGGAGUGGACCUUGCACGGGGCCUGACCAAUGCCAGAGCUGCGGAGAUUCUGGCCAGAGACGGCCCCAACGCGUUGACUCCCCCACCCACCACCCCGGAGUGGGUCAAGUUCUGCCGUCAGCUGUUUGGUGGAUUCUCCAUCCUGCUCUGGAUUGGAGCCAUCCUGUGCUUCCUGGCCUACAGCAUCCAGGUGGCCACAGAGGACGAACCGGUCAACGACAACCUCUAUCUCGGUGUGGUGCUGGCAGCGGUGGUCAUCAUCACAGGCUGCUUCUCCUACUUCCAAGAAGCAAAGAGCUCUCGAAUUAUGGACUCCUUCAAGAAAAUGGUACCACAGCAAGCGAUGGUGAUCCGUGACGGGGAGAAGAUGCACAUCGAUGCAGAACUCGUGGUGCUCGGGGAUUUGGUGGAAGUCAAAGGGGGGGACCGGAUUCCAGCUGACCUCCGAGUGGUCUCCGCCAGCGGAUGCAAGGUGGACAAUUCCUCACUGACGGGAGAAUCGGAGCCUCAGACUCGCUCUCCGGAGUACAGCCACGAGAAUCCUCUGGAGACCCGCAACAUCUGUUUCUUUUCCACCAACUGUGUUGAAGGUGCAGCCCAUGGCAUCGUGAUCGCCACCGGUGACCGGACGGUGAUGGGUCGCAUUGCCACGCUGGCGUCCGAGCUGGAGGUCCGGCGGACGCCCAUCAACAUUGAGAUUGAACAUUUCAUCCACAUCAUUACUGGCGUGGCCGUGUUCCUGGGUGUGACCUUCUUCAUCCUGUCCCUCAUCCUGGGAUACACCUGGCUGGAGGCCGUCAUCUUCCUCAUCGGCAUCAUCGUGGCCAAUGUGCCUGAGGGACUGCUGGCUACUGUCACUGUGUGUCUGACGCUCACUGCCAAACGAAUGGCCAAGAAGAACUGCCUCGUGAAGAACUUGGAGGCCGUAGAGACUCUGGGCUCCACCUCCACCAUCUGCUCCGACAAGACGGGCACGUUGACCCAGAACCGCAUGACUGUGGCCCACAUGUGGUUCGACAACCAGAUCCACGAGGCAGACACCACUGAGAACCAGGCUGGUCUGGGUUUUGACAAGAGCUCUAGUACUUGGGAUGCUCUGUCUCGCGUGGCUGGUUUGUGCAACAGAGCUGAAUUCAAAGCUGGACAGGAGAGCUUCCCCAUCCUGAUGAGGGACACGGCAGGGGACGCGUCAGAGUCGGCUCUGCUCAAAUGCGUGGAGCUGUGCUGCGGGAGCGUCCGCAACAUGAGAGCCAGGAACCCCAAAGUGGCGGAGAUCCCCUUCAACUCCACCAACAAGUACCAGCUUUCUAUCCACGAAAUGGAGGACAAUCCCUCUGGCCAUCUCCUGGUCAUGAAGGGAGCACCGGAGCGAAUCUUGGACAGGUGCAGCACCAUCAUGAUUCACGGCCAGGAGCAGCCACUUGACGAUCACUGGAAAGAAGCUUUCCAGAGUGCCUACAUGGAGCUGGGAGGACUGGGAGAGAGAGUGCUCGGCUUCUGCCACGUGAAUCUGUCUCCAUCCCAGUUUCCACGUGGCUUCGACUUCGACUGUGACGAAGUGAACUUCCCCUGUGAGCAGCUCUGCUUUCUGGGGCUCAUCGCCAUGAUUGAUCCGCCACGUGCCGCUGUGCCCGAUGCUGUGGGUAAAUGCCGCUCUGCUGGCAUCAAGGUGAUCAUGGUAACCGGGGACCACCCGAUCACCGCCAAAGCCAUCGCUAAAGGUGUGGGCAUCAUCUCCGAGGGCAACGAAACGGUUGAAGACAUCGCUGAGAGACUGAACAUCCCCCUGAGCCAAGUCAACCCCAGGGAUGCCAAGGCUUGUGUGGUGCACGGCUCGGACUUAAAGGACAUGAGCGCUGAGUACCUGGACGACCUGCUGAGGAACCACACUGAGAUAGUUUUUGCUCGCACCUCCCCUCAGCAGAAGCUCAUCAUUGUGGAGGGCUGCCAAAGACAGGGGGCAAUCGUGGCCGUGACUGGCGACGGAGUGAAUGACUCUCCAGCACUGAAGAAAGCCGACAUCGGUGUUGCCAUGGGGAUCGCCGGUUCUGAUGUGUCCAAGCAGGCAGCUGACAUGAUCCUUCUGGACGACAACUUUGCCUCAAUCGUUACUGGAGUGGAAGAGGGUCGUCUCAUCUUUGACAACUUGAAGAAGUCCAUCGCGUACACAUUAACCAGCAACAUCCCAGAGAUCUCGCCCUUCCUGCUCUUCAUCCUUUUCAGCGUUCCUCUUCCUCUGGGAACCGUCACCAUCCUGUGCAUUGACCUGGGCACGGACAUGGUCCCGGCCAUCUCACUGGCCUACGAGACGGCAGAGAGCGACAUCAUGAAGCGGCAGCCGAGAAACCCCCAAACCGACAAGCUGGUCAAUGAACGCCUCAUCAGCAUGGCGUACGGACAGAUAGGAAUGAUGCAGGCCGUGGCUGGUUUUUUCGCCUACUUUGUGAUUUUGGCUGAGAACGGCUUCCGCCCGAGCCGCCUUGUAGGCAUCCGAAUCGACUGGGACGACCGUGAGAGGAACGAUCUGGAGGACAGCUAUGGCCAGCAGUGGACCUAUGAGCAGAGAAAGAUUAUCGAGUUCACCUGCCACACAGCCUUUUUCACCAGCAUUGUGAUCGUCCAGUGGGCGGAUGUCAUCAUCUGCAAGACCAGGAGGAACUCUCUCUUUCAACAAGGCAUGAAAAACAGGAUCCUGAUCUUUGGGCUACUCGUUGAGACAGGUCUGGCUGCCUUCCUCUCCUACUGCCCUGGAAUGGACGUGGCCCUGCGCAUGUACCCCCUGAAGAUCAUGUGGUGGUUCUGCGCCCUCCCCUACAGUCUUCUCAUCUUCAUUUAUGAUGAAGUUCGCAAAUACAUUCUGCGGAGGAGCCCAGGAGGUUGGGUGGAGCUGGAGACAUAUUAUUAACAUUCAGAAAAUGUCAGUUUAAACUGUGCGUCUCUCUGUGUGUGUGUGUGCAAGCAUUUGUGUGUUUGCUGCUUGUAACUUGUAACUGUACGUGUAUCUGUCAUUUGUAAUAUUGCAUGGAUCAGUUCACAAAUCUGAUUAUCAUAAAAUGCAGCUGAAAAUAGACUUUUUAUUGUGCCUUGUUUAUUUCUUUUCAUUCUUUUAAAAUCAGAAAUCAUUUUCAGCAGAACAAAAGCCAUGUGCACCUUUUGUGCCUUAUAGAAAUUGUUACCACAGUGAUUUUAAUCUGCGUAGCCUGCUUGGCUGUGAAGCAACACCAAACAUUGCUCAUCUUGUUAAUUUUACCAAAUAAAGUCUGUUCCUAAAUGUG
This is a messenger RNA of Cololabis saira (Pacific saury), 3468 nucleotides long. RefSeq names its product ATPase Na+/K+ transporting subunit alpha 2a (gene atp1a2a). Bases 66 to 3098 code for a protein of 1010 amino acids. Gene Ontology annotation, molecular function: ATP binding; P-type sodium:potassium-exchanging transporter activity; ATP hydrolysis activity. Gene Ontology annotation, biological process: intracellular potassium ion homeostasis; intracellular sodium ion homeostasis; proton transmembrane transport. NCBI's taxonomy places the organism in Eukaryota, Metazoa, Chordata, Actinopteri, Beloniformes, Belonidae. The transcript has 24 exons. Gene Ontology annotation, cellular component: membrane. The record is from RefSeq and is a predicted model, not a curated record.